Oncorhynchus nerka (sockeye salmon) is the source of this 4741-nucleotide messenger RNA. Its product is annotated as torsin-1A-like. Gene Ontology annotation, cellular component: endoplasmic reticulum lumen; nuclear envelope. The transcript has 6 exons. The coding region runs from base 138 to 1241 and encodes 367 amino acids. The record is from RefSeq and is a predicted model, not a curated record. Lineage: Eukaryota; Metazoa; Chordata; Actinopteri; Salmoniformes; Salmonidae. Gene Ontology annotation, molecular function: ATP binding; ATP hydrolysis activity.
UGGAGAGCAUUUCCUGUGUUUUACCAUGAAUACAUUUUUCAGGACUGCCUGCUUGCAUCGUAGGCCGGUGGAGAGGUUUGAAUAGGUAUAAUCAAAGAUCGCCGCUUUCUGAUAACCGCAAAUAUACGACAUCACUGAUGUUCCUCUACCAACUGUUGCCCUUCCUUUGGGCUGUGUCUGCAAAUGCAGAUUUCUUUCAAUUUGACACUAUUUCAAAUGCAUCUACGUAUUAUUUCAAUUAUAUUUAUUGUAAUAUAUGGGAAGGGGAGUGUCAACCUAAUCAAGAUGAUACGACUCAGCAAGUACCUACGAGGGACCUGUGGGCAGGAUUUCCUCAGGACUACAUCAGUUUGCUGUCACAGUGGUAUUGCAGCCUGGGACAGUGCUGUGAAUCAGGGGAUUGUCGGAUAACAAAUAAUAUUACAGGUUUGGCUAGUGAUCUACAGCUAAAGCUUCACGGGCAGCACCUUGCCCAAUCAGUGGUUUUGAAGGCUGUGCAGGGCUUCAUCAAUAACCCUGAAUCCAAUAAGCCAUUGACCCUCUCCUUUCAUGGCUGGUCUGGCACCGGCAAGAACUUUGUGGCCCGGAUUGUAGCUGACAACAUGUACCGGGAUGGAGUGAAGAGCGAGUGUGUGCGUCUUUUCAUCGCCCCAUUCCACUUCCCCCAUGCCAGACUGGUGGACACGUACAAGGGCCAGCUCAGAGAAGCUAUCCGGGACAUGGUGCUUCGUUGCCCACAGACACUUUUCAUCUUUGAUGAGGCUGAGAAACUGCAUCCGGGCCUUAUAGAUGCCAUCAAGCCCUAUAUGGACCAUUAUGACAAUGUGGAUGGGGUCAGCUACAGGAGAGCUGUCUUCUUAUUCCUCAGUAAUAUUGGUGGGACAACCAUCAACGAUGUGGCCUUGGACUUUUGGCACUCAGGGCAGAACAGAGAGGACAUUGGGAUGGAGGACUUGGAACACCGGCUUCGUGCUGAAGCUAUGGAAUCUCAAGGAGGCUUUGCACAGAGUGAGCUGAUGUCAGGCCAUCUUAUUGACUUCUUUGUGCCCUUCCUACCUCUGGAGUACCGUCAUGUCAAGCUCUGUGCCCGUGAUGCCUAUGCAGCGCGGGGUCUGGAGCCAGACGAGGGAACGCUGGACGAAGUGGCAAAGGCCAUGCUAUAUGUACCCAAGGAGGAGAGGCUGUUCUCUGCCCAAGGCUGCAAAUCCAUACCACAGAGGAUCAAUUUCUUCCUCCCCUAAACAGACUAAUGCAACCCAGAAAACACACAGUAUUUUAGCAAAAACAAAAAAGUAUGAUGACAUAUUGAACAAUGUUGCAGUGUGGUGUUUCCACGCCUCACCCUACACUGCCAAGAAAGCAAGCAUAGGGCAUCUGUCUCUUGUAAGAUUAUAUCUGAUAACCAAAUAAGAGAUUUUACUAGUGUUCAUUUUCAACUUUGAUUUUUCCCUGCUCAUUAGACUACUUAUGCACUGAUUUUUAGGUCAAGCUCAGGUCAACUCUGUAGUAUUAGUAUUUGCAUGUAUAUAUCUAUAGUGCAUUCGGGAAGUAUUCAGACCCCUUGACUUUUUCCUCAUUUUGUUACAGCCUUAUUCUAAAAUUUAUUAAAUUGCCCCCCCCCAUUAAUCAACGCACAAUACAACAUAAUAACAAAGCAAAAUGUUUUUAUUUUUAUUUUAGCAAAAAAAAUUAACUGAAAUUACAUUUACAUAAGUAUUCAGACCCUUUACUCAGCAGCGAUUACAGCCUCGAGUCUUCUUUGGUAUGAUGCUACAAGCUUGGCACACCUGUUUUUGGGUAGUUUCUCCCAUUCUUCUCUGCAGAUCCUCUCAAGCUCUGUCAGGUUGGAUGGGGAGCGUCGCUGCACAGCUAUUUUCAGGUCUCCAAAGAUGUUCGAUCGGGUUCUAGUCCAGGCUCUGGCUGGACCACUCAAGUACAUUCAGAGACCUGUCCCGAAGCCACUCCUGCGUUGUCUUGGCUGUGUGCUUAGGGUCUUUGUCCUAUUGGAAGGUGAACCUUUGCCCCAGUCUAAGGUUCUUCACGCUCUGGAGCAUGUUUUCAUCAAGGAGCUCUCUGUACUUUGCUCCGUUCAUCUUUCCCCUCGAUCCUGACUAGUCUCCCAGUCCCUGCCACUGAAAAACAUCCCCACAGCAUGAUACUGCCACCACCGUAUGGACGGUGUCAGGUUUCCUCCAGACGUGACGCUUUGCAUUCAGGCCAAAGAGUUCAAUCUUAGUUUUAUCCGACCAGAGGAUCUAGUUUCUCAUGGUCUGAGAGUCUUUUAGACUCCAAGCGGGCUGUCAUGUGAAUUUUAUUGAUGAGUGGCUUCUGUCUGGCAACUCUACCAUAAAGGCCUGAUUGGUGGAGUCCUGCAGAGAUGGUUGUCCUACUGGAAGGUACUCCCAUCUCCACAGAGAAACUCUGGAGCGCUGUCAGAGAGAGGUUUUUGCUUUGACAUGCACUGUCAACUGUGGGACCUGAUAUAGCCGGUGUGUGUGUGCCUGUCCAAAUCAUGUCCAAUCAAUUGAAUUUACCACAGGUGGACUCCAAGCAAGUUGUAGAAACAGCUCAAGGAUGAUCAAUGGAAACAGGAUGCACCUGAGCUUAAUUUCGAGUCUCAUAGCAAAGGUUGAGUACUUAUGUAAAUCAAUUUUUUUAAAUGACAUUUUAUAUCUAUAUUACAUUUCUAAAAACGGUUUCCCCUUUGUUAUUAUGGGGUAUUGUGUGUGGAUUGAUGAGGAAGAAAAUUAUUUUUGAUACAUUUUAGAAUAAGGCUGUAACGUAACAAAAUGUGGAGAAAGGGAAGGGGUCUGAAUACUUUCAGAAUACACUAUGUUUAGUUGGCACUGAGGAAAAAUUACAACUAUCUGCUUAAGCAGUGGCUGGCACAUCCAAUGCAAAGGAGGAAAUACUGUAUAUUACAGUAAACUAGGUAAAAUAUAAUACAUACAUUUUCUUAGUAAUUUUUAAUGAUUAUUCUGGAAUUGUUUAUAGAUUACUUGUUUUACGGGUGAACGAAAUAUUUCCAGGUUUGAUUUGAUUAAUUUAGCCUUUUAUUUAACCAGGUAGGCCAGUUGAGAACAAGUUCUCAUUUACAACUGCGACCUGGCCAAGAUAAAGCAAAGCAGUGUGACAAAAACAACACGGAGUUACACAUAAACAAACAGUCAAUAACACAAAGGAAAAUAAAAUAUGUACAUUGUGUGCAAAUGUAGAAAAUAUAUACGAAGAAAGAAACUAUAUAUACAAGGGACGGGCCAAUCAAAACAUCCCAUUGCUACGCCAUUACAAACAGUAUGACAUCAUUUGAAAUCAUUUGGAACCUACUGAAUAACUACAAUUCAGGUUAGAAGAAAGUAGUAUAAGUGUGCAGGAGUACAGGCAGUCACUUAUGGUGUUGAAAUGUUUACUGAACUAAAUGGUCUUGAGUAAUUCCAAACAUUUUUCCCCUAAAAUUAUUUUUUAUCUUGAAUUAUUGAAUGUUGCAUUUACUUAAGUUUAGUAUUCCAACAAUGCUUUGAUAUGUUUUUUUUUGUUGUCCAAUGGAAUGUGUUAUAAAAAUAGCCCAUUGUGAAGAUUGAAAUUAGCAAGUAUGUAUACUGAACAAAAAUAUAAUGUAACAUGCAACAAUUUCAACAAUUUUACUGAGUUACAGUUCAUAUAAGGAAAUCAGUCAAUUGAAAUGAGUUCAUUAGGCCCUAAUCUAUGAAUUUUACAUGACUGGGCUGGGGAGCAGCCAUAGGCCUACCCACUUGGAAGCCAGGCCCACUCACUUGGGAGCCAGGCCUACCCAAUCAUAAUGAGUUUUUCCCUGCAAAAGGGCGUUAUUACAGGCAUAAAUAAUCCUCAAUUUCAUCAGCUGUCCUGGUGGCUCGUCUCAGACGAACCCGCAGGUGAAGAAGCCAGGUGUGGAGGUCCUGGGCUGGCGUGUUUACACGUGAUCUGUGGUUGUCAGGCCAGUUGGACUUAUUACCAAAUACUAUUAUGGUAGAGAAAUUAACAUUAAAUUCUUUGGCAACAGCUCUGGUUGACAUUCCUGCAGUAAUCAUGCCAAUUGCGCUCUUUUAAAACUUGAGACAUCUGUGGCAUUGUAUUGUGUGACAAAACUGCACAUUUUAGAGUGGCCUUUUAAUGUCCCAGCACAAGGUUUCAUCAGCUUCUUGAUAUGCCACACCUGUCAGGUGGAUGGAUUAUCUUGGCAAAGGAGAAAUGCUCACGGGCAGGGAUGUAAACAGAUUUGUGCACAAAUUUGACAGAAAUAAGCUUUUUGGGCAUAUGAAACAUUUCAAGGAUCUUUUAUUUCAGGUCAUGAACAGGGGACCAACACUUUAAAUGUUCCGUUUAUAUUUUUGUUCAGUAUACAUAUCAGCAAGUCUUUAUAAAUGUUCGAUUGUCUGUGCUUUGCUGUGUUAUGACAUCUACCUGUUUUCCAUCAAUGUAAAAAUGUAUUAUUAGCAUAUUCACUGCACAGCUUUUGUUUCAUGAGGAACUGUGAGGCUGCGUUCUGAAUAUAUUCUGUCUAUGAUAUGGCUUCUAAUGUUUUGCCCGUCUCCAUACUUUUGUUGCUGUUUAAUGACCCCUGUCCAUAUCAUUGUGUGCAAUAACAAAGGUAUUAUGGUCAGUGUCCUAGUGUCAUUCAGACCAGGCAAUCAGGAAAGUGGCUGCUGAAGAAAGGGAAUGUGUGCUGUCCCAGAGGAAUGGAAUUUAAGUCAUUUUAGACUAAUAAAACAUCCUUGAUAAA